CCAAGGAGAUCUGAGGCAUCUAAGAAGCCUGAGGUUAGACUUCCCAAAUCUACGGCUGCAGACCUCGGAACCAGAAUCCACGAGGAUAUCGGCAAUAGCAACUAUGAAUGUGCAGUAUGCACAGAUGAAGUCCUUCGGAAAUCCCACGUGUGGUCUUGCAACGUGUGUUGGACAGUAGUCCACCUCAAAUGUGCCAAGAAAUGGUAUCAUAAUCAAAUGAAGCAAGCUGCUGAGAGGCCACCAACUGAGCCUCAAACGGAGAAAUCAUGGAGGUGUCCCGGCUGUAACUCCAAAUUAUCUGAUGAGCCAGGCUCCUACCACUGCUGGUGUGGAAAGGAUAUCAAUCCAAGGCCCUCUAGCACCUCACUACCUCCACACUCUUGCGGACAGACAUGCUCAAAACCAAGGGGAACAUGUCCUCACCCCUGUGGUCUCCAAUGCCACGCUGGCCCUUGUCCGCCGUGUACCCUUGUCGGACCUACACAGUCUUGCUAUUGUGGAAAGAAUACCUCCCAGAAAUUGUGCAGAGAGACCGAUUACGAAAAUGGCUGGAGCUGCCAAGAGAUUUGCGGCGACCUUUUGCCCUGCGGAGAGCACUUUUGUCCGAACCCUUGUCACACCGGACUUUGUGGAGAUUGUGACCUGAAGGUGGACGCAAAGUGCUACUGCGGGCGUGUUGAGAAGAAAGUGCCUUGUUUCGAGAGACAAGAGAUACAGUCCUCUUAUGAUGUUAAAGAUGGCUCAUGGUUCGACGGCUCAUUCAGCUGCCAGACACCUUGCGACAGGAAAUUUGACUGCGGCACUCACAGCUGCUCUGAAACCUGCCACCCCCAAAAUGAACAACCAGCUCAUUGCCCUUACUCUCCCGAUUCUGUUACGCAUUGUCCAUGCGGCAAAACACCACUUGGUGAACUCUUGCAGGACCCAAGGCAAACCUGCGAGGACCCCGUACCCCAUUGUGAGAGGGUUUGCGACAAGCUUCUUCCUUGUGGCCACACUUGUAAAGCUAAAUGUCAUACCGGCGAUUGCGGAUUCUGUAUGGAAGCGAUUGAGAUUUCGUGUCGAUGUGGGAGAACCUCGUCUGCAUCCGUUUGCCACCAGGGAGACGUCCAACCCCCGUGGUGCAUGAGAACAUGCCAAGCUACUCUGAGCUGUGGCCGCCACAAGUGUGGUGAGCGCUGCUGCCCAGGAGAGAAGAAGGCUGCAGAGAGGCAGGCAGCAUCCAAGAAGAAAAACCGACAGCCUGGUGAUUCUGUCGUUGAGGCUGAGCAUAUCUGCAUACGGACAUGUGGGCGACCGCUGAAAUGCGGUAGCCACGACUGCCAGCAGAUAUGCCACAGAGGGCCAUGCGCAAGCUGCCCUGAAGCCAUAUUCCAUGAAAUCAGCUGCAAUUGUGGCCGGACAGUGCUCCAGCCGCCGCAGCCAUGUGGGACUCACGCCCCAGAGUGCCGGUUUAACUGCCCAAGACGACCAGCUUGUGGGCACCCGCCUGUUGAACACAACUGCCAUAUGGACGAUAUCUCUUGUCCCAAAUGUCCGUUCUUGGUGGACAAGUGGUGUGCUUGCGGCAAGGAAAAGCUGAAAAGCCAGCCUUGUCACCUUCAAGCGGCUCACUGUGGACGACCUUGCGGAAAGACUUUGAAGUGCGGGUUACACAAGUGUCGAAAGCUUUGCCACAGGCCAGGAGAGUGUGAAGAUAGUGCAAGUUCUAGUCAAACUUGUGGCCAAGUGUGUGGCAAGACGAAGCUAUUCUGCGAUCAUGCUUGCCAGAAUGCUUGCCACGGCCAAACUUCUUGCAACGAAUCAUCUCCUUGUACCGCCAAGACCGUCAUCUCUUGCCCCUGCGGCCACCGUCACCAGGAAGUGAAGUGCCUUGCUAGCAGUUCUAACCCCACGCCAUCUCGGCCUGAGCUCAAAUGUGACGAUGAAUGUCUCCGCCUAGAACGAAACAAGCGUCUUGCUGCAGCUCUCAACAUUGAUCCCACAUCUCAUACAAACAACCAUGUCCCGUAUUCGGACACCACUCUUCGGCUCUUUAAGGAGAAUUUGGCAUGGGCGGAGACUCAGGAGCGCGAAUUCCGUGUCUUCUCCAAGAGCCCCAGCGAAGCUCGGUUGAGAUACAAACCGAUGCCUAAUCACCAACGACAGUUCCUACAUGUCUUGGCGGAAGACUACGGCCUAGAGAGCAAAAGUGAGGAUAUCGAACCCUAUCGUUACGUUGUCGUCUGGAAGGGCUCCAAGUUCGUUUCGGCCCCAACCAAGACCCUCGCGCAGUGCGUCAAGAUCCGAGAGACUCAAGCGGCAGAAGCGGCCGCCACAGCAGCCGCCAACUCGAGAGCCCCUACUCCACCACCCGCCAUCAUAACCGAGCCGUUCAAUGCUUUCCUCAUCACAUCUCCUCGAUUCGGACUCACCAUCGAAGACGUCGAAUCCGCCCUCAAAGCCGACCUAGCAAGCCAGUCGUCAGCCUUCAACUUCACCACAACCUUCCUGCCCUCAGACGAGAUCCUCAUCCGCGCCUCGGCGCACUACUCCUCCUUCCUGACGCCCACCGCCGUCGAGCAGGCCCUUCAGACCAUGAAGCCCCGCCUCGACAGCACCAUCAAGCGCCUCGACGUCGCGGGCAACAUCCUGCUCUGCCACGUCGACGCCAACGAGCAAAUCUCCCGCAGGGAAGACAUCAGCAGGAACGACGCCUCCGGGUGGAGCGCCGUCGCCGGCCGCGCCGCGGCCAAGAGGGACGACGCGAAGACGGAGACGCCUGCGGCCUCUGCGAGCGGCAGCUCUGGAAAACGACUGCUGCUCGGGCUGAAGAAGAAGAAGGUGGAGAUGAAGAGGGAGAAGUCCUGGACGGAGCAGCUUGGUGGAGAUGUCGAGUGCUGA
Molecule: messenger RNA, 2883 nt
Organism: Trichoderma atroviride IMI 206040
Lineage: Eukaryota; Fungi; Ascomycota; Sordariomycetes; Hypocreales; Hypocreaceae
Source: RefSeq, a predicted model, not a curated record